Thyridium curvatum is the source of this 1272-nucleotide messenger RNA. RefSeq lists its product as uncharacterized. The transcript has a single exon. The record is from RefSeq and is a predicted model, not a curated record. Lineage: Eukaryota; Fungi; Ascomycota; Sordariomycetes; Thyridiales; Thyridiaceae. The coding region runs from base 1 to 1272 and encodes 423 amino acids.
AUGCCUCCACGCAGCACCAUCAAGGAUGUCAUCAUCACCCCAGUCGCGUUCCACGACAUGCCCCUGCUCAACAGCGUAGGCGUGCACGAACCAUGGGCCCUGCGCAGCGUCAUCGAGAUAGUGACCGACAAGACAUACGGCCUUGGGGAGUCAUACGGAGACUCGAUCCACCUCGACCGCCUUCAAAAAGUGGCGGACAAGCUCAAGGGCCGCUCGGUCUACGACACAAACGCCGUCUACCAGCUCUGUCUCGACUCGCUGGAAGGCGACACGAGCACGGGAGGCGAUGGCAUGGCCGGCAUGGUCACCACGGCAUUUGUAGCAGAUAAGGUCUUCUCCCCGUUCGAGGUCGCGUGCCUCGACAUCCAGGGCAAGCUGGCCGGCGUGCCAGUGAGCGACCUGCUCGGCGGUCGCGUUAGGGACAACGUUCAGUAUUCAGCCUACCUCUUCUACAAGUGGGCUGGCCACCCCGGCCAGCCCGAUGACGAGUACGGCGCCGCGCUAGACCCGGCAGGCUUGGUAGCACAGGCGCGCAAGAUGAUCGACGAGUACGGCUUCCAGGCCAUCAAGCUCAAGGGCGGCGUCUUCCCUCCUGCGGAAGAAGUCGCCGCGAUCAAAGCCCUGCACACCGCGUUCCCCGACCUACCACUCAGAAUCGACCCCAACGCCGCGUGGACCGUUGACACGUCGAUAUGGGUGGCCAAGGAGCUCGAAGGCAUCUUACAAUACCUCGAGGACCCGGCCGGCGAGAUCGAGGGGAUGGCCGCCGUGGCGACGCAAGCGCCGAUGCCGCUAGCGACCAACAUGGCGGUCGUGGCCUUCUCGCACCUCCCGCCGGCGAUCCUGCAGAAGGCUGUGCAGGUCGUCCUCUCGGACCACCACUUCUGGGGCGGGCUGCGCAAGUCGCAGACCCUGGCGGCCAUCUGCGCGACGUGGGGGAUGCGCCUGUCAAUGCACUCCAACAGUCACCUAGGCAUCUCGCUAGCGGCCAUGACGCACCUCGCGGCGGCGACGACAAACGUUGACUACGCCUGCGACACGCACUGGCCGUGGAAGCAGCGCGACGAGGAUGUCGUUGUGGACGGGGCGCUGAAGUGGGACAAGGGCGGUGUUGUGGUCCCGACGGCGCCGGGGCUAGGUGUCGAGCUGGACAGGGAGAGGCUGGCUCGGCUGCACCAGCAGUAUCUUGACUGCGGGCUGCGGAAGAGGGAUGACACCACGUACAUGAGGAAGUUUCAGCCAGACUUUUCGGACAAGAUACCGAAAUGGUAG